ACUCAUUCAUUAAACCAUCAAAAGUUUCUUCAUCUAUUCACUCUUCAGAAGUUUCCACAUUUUUGAUAACUUUUAUCUGUUGAACACACAGAGAAAAAAGACAUGGAGUUUGUUUCCAUGUUUUGCUUAUUUGCUUUCAUUUCUUGCUCCCUUCUUCUUCUCCAUUCUAUCUGCAAGUUGUUUGCUUUUGGUAUUAAGAAGUUGCCACUUCCUCCUGGUACUUUGGGUUGGCCUUAUAUUGGAGAAACUUUCCAACUUUACUCUCAAAACCCCAGUGUCUUCUUUGCCUCCAAAGUCAAGAAGUAUGGUUCAAUAUUCAAGACUCACAUAUUGGGAUGUCCAUGUGUGAUGAUAUCAAGCCCAGAGGCAGCAAAGCUAGUUUUGGUGACAAAAGCUCAUCUCUUUAAGCCUACAUUUCCUGCUAGUAAAGAGAGGAUGUUGGGAAAACAAGCCAUUUUCUUUCAUCAAGGAGACUAUCAUGCCAAGCUGAGGAAGCUAGUUCUUCGAGCUUUCAUGCCCGAAGCCAUCAAAAACAUCGUCCCAGAUAUCGACUCCCUCGCGAAAACCUCUCUUGAAUCUUGGCAAGGAAGAUCAAUCAACACAUACCAAGAAAUGAAGACAUACACAUACAACGUUGCAUUGCUUUCCAUAUUUGGGAAGGAUGAAAUGCUCUAUAGGGAAGAUCUCAAGAGGUGCUAUUACGUACUCGAAACGGGAUACAAUUCGAUGCCAAUCAAUCUCCCAGGAACACUCUUCCACAAAGCAAUGAAAGCAAGAAAAGAGCUAGCACAGAUCUUGGCCAAAAUCAUCUCACUUAGGAGGGAAACAAAUCAGAACCACACAGAUUUGUUGGGAUCUUUUAUGGGAGAUCAAGAAGAUCUUACUGAUGAACAAAUUGCAGAUAACAUCAUUGGAGUCAUAUUUGCUGCUAGAGACACUACAGCUAGUGUCCUUACAUGGAUCCUUAAAUACCUAGGAGAAAAUCCUAGUGUCCUACAAGCUGUCACAGAAGAGCAAGAGGGAAUAAUGAGGGAAAAAGAGAAGAAUGGUGAAGGGAAAGUGUUGAGUUGGGCAGACACAAAAAAAAUGCCUAUGACUACAAGGGUGAUUCAAGAGACACUUAGAGCUGCUUCUAUUUUAUCUUUUACUUUCAGAGAAGCUGUUGAAGAUGUUGAGUUUGAAGGGUAUCUAAUACCAAAAGGAUGGAAAGUACUACCACUAUUCAGAAAUAUUCACCAUAGCCCAGACAAUUUUCCUGAACCAGAGAAAUUUGAUCCUUCAAGAUUUGAGGUUUCUCCAAAACCCAAUACAUUCAUGCCAUUUGGCAACGGGACCCACUCAUGUCCAGGAAAUGAGUUAGCCAAGCUGGAGAUUUUGAUCCUUGUACAUCAUCUGACCACAAAGUACAGGUGGUCUAUGAUGGGCCCACAGAAUGGAAUUCAGUAUGGACCUUUUGCUCUUCCCCAGAAUGGCCUGCCCAUUAUGCUCUCCCACAAAACAUCAUCUUUUUCAUCAUAAAUCCACUAAACAAAACAUUGAAUUGAGAGAAAAUCUCUUCAUUUCCAGAACAAAAGAUUUUCCCUCACAACUUGGAGGAAAAUAAGAAAGAAGAUUUCCUCUUCAUGAAGAAAGCUAAAAGGGGUUCAGAAACAAAAUUGUUUCACUUGUCCUCGAAGAUUUCUUGGUUAUAAAAACAACAGUUAUUAAAGGAAAGGGGAAAUUCAAACCCAAAGCAAAAGAAAAUUUUGUAUAUAUAGCGAUAGAGUUUCUUUUUAACGAAUUCAAGAAAAUGUCACAUAAUAGUAUUCUACCUUAAAGAAAAAAAGAGAGAAACUCAAGGAGAAAGGAGUUAAUGUAAACGUAGGGGGAUUCCUUUUUUUUUUUUUUUUUUUUUUUUUACAUUUUUGUUUUCCUUCUUUCUUGCUAUGUAAUUUUUCCUUUUUAUUUCUUAGAAUUUAUUUGUGGUAUGUAAAAAGUCCGCAAGGCAAUUAAAUGAAAGUCUGAUUUGGGCAGCAACA
Lycium ferocissimum is the source of this 2018-nucleotide messenger RNA. Its product is annotated as abscisic acid 8'-hydroxylase CYP707A2-like. The transcript has 7 exons. Bases 103 to 1518 code for a protein of 471 amino acids. Gene Ontology annotation, molecular function: oxidoreductase activity, acting on paired donors, with incorporation or reduction of molecular oxygen, NAD(P)H as one donor, and incorporation of one atom of oxygen; heme binding; iron ion binding. Gene Ontology annotation, biological process: abscisic acid metabolic process; sterol metabolic process. Lineage: Eukaryota; Viridiplantae; Streptophyta; Magnoliopsida; Solanales; Solanaceae. The record is from RefSeq and is a predicted model, not a curated record.